AUGGGGAAGCAAAAGAAAGCAAGAAAGUCUGCGACCAUGAAGCGAAUGCUUAGUUUCCAAGAUCAGAGGCUUAAAGAAAAGGAUAGAUUGAAACCUAAAAAGAAAGAAAAGAAAGAUCCCAGUGCACUCAAGGAAAGAGAAGUCCCCCAACGUCCUUCCUGCUUGUUCUUCCAAUAUAACACACAGCUGGGCCCACCUUACCACAUCCUGGUUGAUACCAACUUUAUUAACUUUUCCAUUAAAGCCAAACUGGAUUUAGUACAGUCAAUGAUGGACUGUCUGUAUGCCAAGUGUAUCCCUUGUAUAACUGACUGUGUAAUGGCUGAAAUUGAGAAACUGGGGCAAAAGUAUCGAGUGGCUCUAAGGAUUGCCAAGGAUCCAAGAUUUGAACGAUUACCAUGCACACACAAAGGAACCUAUGCAGAUGACUGCUUAGUACAGAGAAGAGUGACUCAGCACAAGUGUUACAUUGUGGCCACAGUUGACCGGGACCUUAAACGAAGGAUCCGGAAGAUCCCUGGAGUUCCUAUCAUGUACAUUUCUAACCAUAGGUACAACAUAGAGCAGAUGCCAGAUGACUAUGGAGCCCCUCGGUUCUAACACUCUAAAGAUAGAGGUCCUGUGCCUGCCUUUGCCAACUUUAUCUGUUGCCAGUUCAUAGAGUAAUACACCGUAGCAUGAAUUAUUCUCCUUACCCAUUUGCUCUGUUAUGAGCUGAGUAUGGUUAAAUACACUCAUUUUCUAUAUUGUUUUGAAAUUGA
This is a messenger RNA of Suricata suricatta (meerkat), 761 nucleotides long. Its product is annotated as rRNA-processing protein FCF1 homolog. Bases 1 to 600 code for a protein of 199 amino acids. The transcript is spliced from 2 exons. Gene Ontology annotation, cellular component: small-subunit processome; nucleolus. NCBI's taxonomy places the organism in Eukaryota, Metazoa, Chordata, Mammalia, Carnivora, Herpestidae. The record is from RefSeq and is a predicted model, not a curated record.